CUUCACGUAGGACUCCCGAGUAGGAGAUUCAGGGUCGAAUCUCAUCUCCUUCACUCUGUGAGAUGUUUUUGAUCUUCAGCUACAUUUUUCAGCUUUGUAAAGAACCUUAACUUCAAAGAAAAUGACUAGCAAUGUUACCAACAAGACAGAUCCUCGCUCUAUGAAUUCCCGUGUAUUCAUUGGGAAUCCCAACACUCUUGUGGUCAAGAAGUCUGAUGUGGAGGCCAUCUUCUCAAAGUAUGGCGAAAUUGUUGGCUGCUCUGUUCAUAAGGGCUUUGCCUUUGUCCAGUAUGUUAAUGAGAGAAAUGCCCGCGCUGCUGUGGCAGGAGAGGAUGGGAGAAUGAUUGCUGGCCAGGUUUUAGGUAUUAAUCUGGCUGCAGAGCCAAAAGUGAACCGAGGAAAAGCAGGUGUGAAACGAUCUGCAGCGGAGAUGUACGGCUCCUCCUGUGACUUGGAUUAUGACUUUCAGCGUGAUUAUGACGACAGGAUGUACAGUUAUCCAGCACGUGUUCCUCCUCCUCCUAUUGCCCGUGCUGUGGUGCCCUCUGAACGCCAGCGGGUAUCCGGAAACACUUCACGAAGGGGCAAAAGUGGCUUUAAUUCUAAGAGUGGACAGCGAGGAUCAUCUUCUAAGUCUGGAAAGUUAAAAGGAGAUGACCUUCAAGCCAUUAAGAAGGAACUUACCCAGAUAAAACAAAAAGUGGAUUCUCUACUGGAAAGCUUGGCAAAAAAUAGAAAAGGAACAGAGCAAACAAGCAGACUUGUCCUUAUCAACCCCAGUAGAGGUAAAGAAUGAAAAGACUGAA
This is a messenger RNA of Jaculus jaculus (lesser Egyptian jerboa), 806 nucleotides long. Its product is annotated as heterogeneous nuclear ribonucleoprotein C-like. Gene Ontology annotation, molecular function: RNA binding. The transcript has a single exon. Gene Ontology annotation, cellular component: nucleus. Bases 122 to 796 code for a protein of 224 amino acids. Lineage: Eukaryota; Metazoa; Chordata; Mammalia; Rodentia; Dipodidae. The record is from RefSeq and is a predicted model, not a curated record.